Molecule: messenger RNA, 1525 nt
Organism: Drosophila innubila
Lineage: Eukaryota; Metazoa; Arthropoda; Insecta; Diptera; Drosophilidae
Gene: nerfin-1
Product: insulinoma-associated protein 1a
Exons: 2
Coding region: 71-1525 (484 amino acids)
Biological process (GO): regulation of cell cycle process; negative regulation of transcription by RNA polymerase II; neuron differentiation
Cellular component (GO): nucleus; transcription repressor complex
Molecular function (GO): RNA polymerase II cis-regulatory region sequence-specific DNA binding; DNA-binding transcription repressor activity, RNA polymerase II-specific
Source: RefSeq, a predicted model, not a curated record
GCCCACAGCGACAGCCAGCGUCAGUGGCAACCACAGCCACCCACACACACACACACACACACAUCCGCACAUGCACAGCAUUCAGCUGCUGCACAAUGCAUCGGCUGGAGGACUGCCCCAUGGCCUCGGCCUGCUGACCACUGUGGCAUCGCUGCCUCCCAAAUAUCGCAGUCGCUAUCUGAACAUGAAAACCAAGUGUGAAAUUCCAUUGGAUCUGUCUGUGAAACCGCCAUCGCCAGUGCCAAUGCCAAUACCAAUGCCAAUGCCAAUACCAACAGUUCCAAUGUCGAGCUGUGAUGUGCCAAUGGCAACCACAUUUGCUGAGCUUCACAGCGAGCCAGCAGAAGCACGAACUGAAGAGCACUUGCCACAGGAGGUGGCACAGGAGGUGGUCGUUAUCACAGAGAAACCGAUAACACCGCCACAAAGUCCAGUUGCAGUUGCAGUUGCCGUUGCAGUCAAGCGCUCGUUGAGCGAGCAAAGCGAAUCGCAGCCAGCUGCCAAAUUGGCCAAAUCAGCUGAGAGUCUCACAUCACAGGUCGUCGACGUGGAUGCCACGCCCGUUAAGCCCAUUAAGGUGUCGGACACGGCACCGCGCACCGCCAAAGCAGCCACAACGAGUGCCAAAUCGACACGGAACAAGGCGACUCGCAAAUUAAAGUUCGACGAGGAGACGAGCUCACCGGUGUCGGGCACGAUAAUCAGACCGCUGGAGGACAUCACCGAUGGCAGCAUGCAGUACAGCAAUGGCGACAUUGAUCCCAAGUACAACAUUGUCGAGAUUACCGAGGAGACAAAAGCGGAGCUGGCGGCCAUCAAGAAUGUAAUUGGUGACUAUGUUUGUCGCUUGUGUCGCAUCAAGUUUGAUGAUGCCUUCGGUCUGGCUCGUCAUCGUUGCGCCUGCAUUGUGCUGCUCGAGUAUCGUUGCCCCGAGUGUGGCAAGCAGUUCAAUUGCCCCGCCAAUCUGGCCUCCCAUCGACGCUGGCACAAGCCCAAGAAGGAUGCGGCCAAAAAGGAGAAUCGCAACACAAGCAAUCAACAGGAGCAGCCUCAAUCCACGUCAAAGAAGUCCAGCGAGGAGCUGGCCUUUGGCUGCAACGAGUGUGGCAAGAAGUUCAAACGUGCCGCAUAUCUGCGCAAGCAUCAGCAGACGCAUCAGGAGCAGGAGACGGAGACGGAGCAGGAACAGGAGCGACAGCCAGCGGCAACCACAACAACAAUAACUGGCAGCUUCCAGACGUCUGUCUACAAAUCCAACAGCUCCAGUUCGGCGAGCAGCUCACAUUCCUACGCCGGCACACACGAGGAUGAGGGCGUCUAUGUGGCAGGUGCGGCCAGCAGCAGCCACUACGACUACGAGGCCGACUACCUGUCCGACUGCAGCUCCUCCACCUCCUCGGCGGGCUAUGGCCGUCUGCAGAUUGUGGAGCACGGUCUCACCGAGGAGGAGAGCAUCGCAGCAGCCGCUUUGACGAAUCUUCGGAACUGCGCCUCCGUCAUCCAACACACGACAAUGGCGCACUGA